ACCUGUAGCCGACUCCGAUGAUUACCGGGCCGGAUCUGAAUCCGAAAAUAACAGUGAGAGCGACAGUGCCUUUGCAAAGAUAUCUAUGAGGCCGGAUAUUGGGCGUCGUAGUAGACGUCUGAGGAAAGUGGGGAAGCUCAACUACACAGCACCUGCGCCUAUCAUACCCACACGUGGGGAGAGUCCCGCAGCAAGAGUUGCACCUGCACCUGCACCUGCACCCAAACCAGCGCCAAAGAGGGCCAGGGCCACAACGGCGCAAAAGUCCCCUCCCAGAAGGACUACUACCCGUAAACCCGCACCCAAGGUGCCUGCAACCUCUGCAGCCAAAAAAACUCUGCCCAGAAAGGCCGCGGUCAGAAAAACUGCACCCAAAAAAACCGAGGCCAAAAAACCUACACCCAAAAAGAGUGCUGCGCCCAAAAAAACAUGGGGUGGCACUAAAAAGAGACCGUCAGCGGCUGUUACGG
Messenger RNA from Sphaeroforma arctica JP610, 470 nucleotides. RefSeq lists its product as hypothetical. The annotation marks the transcript as partial. The record is from RefSeq and is a predicted model, not a curated record. The transcript has 2 exons. NCBI's taxonomy places the organism in Eukaryota, Ichthyosporea, Ichthyophonida.